Molecule: messenger RNA, 4260 nt
Organism: Cynoglossus semilaevis (tongue sole)
Lineage: Eukaryota; Metazoa; Chordata; Actinopteri; Pleuronectiformes; Cynoglossidae
Gene: spo11
Product: SPO11 initiator of meiotic double stranded breaks
Exons: 25
Coding region: 3188-4108 (306 amino acids)
Biological process (GO): meiotic DNA double-strand break processing; reciprocal meiotic recombination; meiotic DNA double-strand break formation
Cellular component (GO): nuclear chromosome
Molecular function (GO): ATP binding; DNA topoisomerase type II (double strand cut, ATP-hydrolyzing) activity; DNA binding
Source: RefSeq, a predicted model, not a curated record
CAGGAACAGGUCCGACACUCUGAGGAGGAAGAACAGAGGAAGAGUCAGACCACAGUAGGAACGGAGCAGAGUGAAGGGGAGAGAGGAGGGGGGAGAGAAUCAGUGGAAUGAAUCAACGCGGUGGUGCGCGGUGGUGGUGCGCUCCAGAUGUCCAUCACCGAUUGGACCUCUGCUGGAGAGACGGGGAACUGACGAGAGGAGACACAGCUGUGGACCAGGAACCGACCAUGGAGGACAGCAUGUGGACCAGUGCCCACCCAGGUCUACGCUGUCGUCGAGGACUGUUUACCAUCGGACACGGACUAAAUACAAAGGCCGCUCUGUGGAGCGAUUGUCCGGGGCAGGAGUGGAAGAAAGGAUCUAAUUACUCUUGAAUGUGGGACAGACCUGAACUCUACUGCCCAUAACUGUGGGCUACGGCCCAGAUCUGGGCCCUCGUUGACCUCCACCCACUUCACUGUUUCUCAGCUCGUCUUUAUCGUAGUAGACGUCAUGGUUGGACGGACCGACACCGACCUACAGCUGCGGUCCAUGACCCACAUGCCACACGUAACAUCAAAGAGAAAAUCCAGGAUUCACCUUGAGGGUCCUUGAACGGUGCCCACCAGUGUGGACACUGGUCUGGUUUUACUCUGAGCGUCUGCUAACAUCCACAGACGGCUCCCCUCUCUGCUCCAGGGCCUGAUUAUUAUUCUACUGAACCCAGGGAUCUGUCUGUGCAGACCUUUACUGGAGGAUGGCAGACAUUAGAUGAGAGGAAGAGACACUUUAAAGCCGAGCGCCAUCUUUUACGACUUCCUCCAGGAGGAAGUGAGUCGUCGUCGCCCACCUGUGUCGCACAAAUACGCUCACCACAGACCUGGCACACACACAUCGCUUCAAGCCAUGGAUGACCCCUGGGCUCCAGGACCCUGGGCUCCACACCUGCUUCAACAUCACUGCUCGGUACCUUGGUACUAAGUGCGAGGGACCGUGACGUGCUGCCGUCCAGACUUUGUCAAAGUUACGCCAAGAUGAAAAGGAAGUCAACUGUCGUUGGUUCCAGCUCGGUCCUGUUUCUCAUCGCUCCGACUCGCAGCUGUUGUUGGACAUAAAAAUCAACGAAGGUGGGGUUUUGUUCCGACAUUGACCUCAUUAGUUCAGUCAAGAACCGAUCCAAAGUUCCUGGCAGUGAAGACGCUCCGUCAAUCUUUGAAGCUGAGCCUGAACACCCGCUGCUCGCUACAUCUGGGCCUUUUGACCACACGCCACAUUUGUCCAGUCCCACCCGCAGAGCAUUUCAUCAUCUCUCACACCAUGUGCCACAGCCUGGCCAAGAGCUGGGAGGCUCCGCCCUCCACAUCCAGAUGUCACAUCAAACUCCUCCGUUCAACAGGUGAAUCAAAGCGAGGCCGUGUGGGCGGAGCCGAGAGAGGACGACCGGAUCCACACGGUCUGAGUAUUAACUGUUUCACUCACGCACACGCAGCCUGAGGAGAGGUUACCUGACAGGGAGGCCGGAGCGUCUGUACCAAGCUAACAUUCCUGGGCUCCUGCUCACUCCUCGACCAGCACCAGGCAAUAAAACAUGCACUCAAUAACACUAAUUAGCUCCAGAAGCAUUCCUCUGGGCCUGCAAGAAAACUAUGUGCACAGACGGCUGUGCAUGUACAUACACAUCUAUGAGGUGUAGCUGCACCGGCAGGGACUGCAGGAGAACAGGGAGAAUACUACAGUACUGCAGGAACCACGGCUUUAACACCGUCAUUUAUUAUCAUUUUAAUUUCCACCAUCUUUAAACUCAGCUCCUGUGUCGAAAAACGACUCAAAGUGAAGCAGCACUAGGAGUUCAGACCCAGUCUGUGGAGGAGGUUCAAACCCCCGGAGGUGAGGGCCAGAGCCGGAGGUUGGAGACCAAACACCCGACAACACUACUGGGACCAUGUGACAACGGGCUGAUUAAAAUAUUAAGCACCAGGCAGGACCAGCCAGUGGACUCACAUGAAUAAUGGAGCGCCAGGUGCUGCCCCCUCAGGUCACUGAGGGUCAUUGCGGACCGGAGCCAAUCCCAGGAGCCGUCUUAGAAACAACCUGUCGUAUUCCGGCUGCAGGUUUUUCGUCUGGACCAGACGUACGGACCUGGGUUUCACAGUUUGAAGCUGCAGAUUACUACUUGAAGUGGAGAAGAAUGGCAUCCUGUCAGGAAUGUGAAGGCCACCACAGAAGGAGGGGGCUGCCACAGGUGGCGAUGUUGACCCUGAGCUCCAGAGAAGACCACACAGCAGUGAGCUCCAAACCCCUGGAGGGUCCUUCACCACCAGACCACGUCAGAGAGUAAAGCUCAGGGCCUGGGCCCUUUGACUCCUGCUCUCAUCACCCUGUGAAGCAGCAUUGGCCUGUCAAUCAGAGAGGAGCCCGCUGGAUGAGUCUGCUCAGGCUCACGCUGGUCUGAGGGGCCAUUAGAGAGGAGGCAGUGGAGCCAGAGGAGCUCAUGCCAAAAGCUGAUGAGAAACAGAGGAGCUGGAGAGCCCAAGGUUGUCCACCCUAUGUCCAACAGGGGAAAUGCUGCUGUGUCUGUGACAAAAACACCAGAAGAUUCCACUAAGGCAGAUAUUGAACUUCGUAGAAAUUUAGUCAGGACGAGCCCCAAAAAAUUAUAUUCUCUAUAAAUAGUUUAGUUUCAUAAAACAAAAUAAGGUUAAAGUUUUGUAAUAUUCAAAAUAUUACAAUGAGAACGUUAUAAUAAUUCACAGUGGCAGUGUAAAUUAAUUCUGUUCACUGUCAUGUCUAGACGUCUGGAAAACCUUAGUCGAAGCCAAAUAUCAAAUGAAAACAAAUGUUUGAGGCCUUUUUUAGGAAAAAAGAAAAAAAACCUAAUGCAUAACACAGACGAUUGACUGAACAAAGGGCUGAUGGGUAUUUAAAAUGUGAAAAACUUCCACCUCAGAAAUACGGAAUAGGCCAAAAGGCUAAGUCGGCCUUUCUGCUGCGGACGUUAUUCUGAUUGAUCACCAAGGCCCGUGUCGGAGUGGUGAUUAACACUGAUGCUUCACAGCGUGAAGUUCACAGCAAGGAAGUCUUGACAGCUAUUGAAAAUGUAAUCCUGGGAAUAGUGACCAGUCUGUCCAGAGACGAGGCCCCGGUCCUGUCAGUGCCCAACAGAGCCAGAUGGGACAAUGUCAGGUUCGACCGUUCCGUUGGGUUUCAGAUGAGUUCAGAAAGUGCCGUUGUUUCCGUCAGGAGCAACUGUGUUUCGUCUGUCACUAAAUUUGCACAAAUUCUCAAGAUUCUCUCAGUGGUCUACAGACUGGUGCAGAGCAACAAAUAUGCCACAAAAAGAGACAUCUACUACAGAAACAUGCAGCUGUUUGGUUCACAGGCCACUGUUGAUUCUAUCGUUGAUGACCUGUCCUGCCUGCUGAAAGCCCCUCGACGAUCACUUCACGUGUUGGCCACGACCAAGGGAUUAAUUGCUGGUGAUCUGCAGUACAUGGAGGAGGACGGCACAAGGAUCGACUGUCACUGCAGCUCUGCUGCUGUUCAGCUUUCAUCAAAUAUCAGUGGGAUCAGAAACAUUGUGUCUUCGGCGAAGUUUGUCCUGAUAGUUGAGAAGGAUGCCACGUUCCAGACUUUGCUUGAUGAAGACUUCUGCUCCAAACUCCAUCCCUGCAUCAUGAUAACAGGUAAAGGUGUACCAGAUGUGAACAGCAGGUUGAUGGUGAGGAAGCUGUGGGAUGUGUUACACAUCCCUGUCUUUGCUCUGGUGGACGCUGACCCUCAUGGCAUUGAGAUUAUGUGCAUUUACAAAUAUGGAUCACUGUCCAUGUCGUUUGAGGCCCACAGUCUGACCAUCCCCAGCCUUAUGUGGCUAGGCCUUCUCCCCUCUGACAUCCAGAGGUUGCGGGUUCACCAGGAUGCCUUGGUUCCUCUCACCCACAGAGAUGAAAUCAAACUCAACAGCCUCCUCAAAAGGCCCUUCUUAACCAGCCAUCCCAACUGGAAGAAAGAGAUGGCGCUAAUGCAGCAGACUAAGGUCAAGGCUGAAAUACAGGCCCUGGCAACCAUUGCUCCUGAUUUCCUCACCAGCGUUUACCUGCCGAACAAGCUGCUCUACGGAGGCUGGGUAUGAGAACUAUCCUGCCCCCUAGUGGGAGAAAAUGUGAAGUUAUACAGCAAGUGGUAGGAAAAGCUCAUCAGCAUUUCAGAAAAAAAAGUAUUUAAUUUCUCUUUCACACGUUUAUAUUUUUUAUUGUUAUUUGAAAGGGGUAUUUUUUUAUUUGG